Messenger RNA from Acaulospora morrowiae, 162 nucleotides. Lineage: Eukaryota; Fungi; Glomeromycota; Glomeromycetes; Diversisporales; Acaulosporaceae. The record is from the annotation of a GenBank genome assembly.
AUGCCACUCAGAGGGCAACGGAAGCUUAAGGCCCACCCAACUUUCAAUGAACAUGACCAUAGUACCCACGUGUCUUACUUGUAUAUUCUUCGUGAACUUUAUAUAGAAAAAAUUGGCGGAGUCGGAAACGGGACCAUGUUAACGCCAUUCAUGCUGUCUUAG